Molecule: messenger RNA, 1035 nt
Organism: Cinara cedri
Lineage: Eukaryota; Metazoa; Arthropoda; Insecta; Hemiptera; Aphididae
Source: the annotation of a GenBank genome assembly
AUGACUAAAACUCAACAUUUGAUCGUGGACACAGCCGGAUUUAUUGACAAUGCUCCACUUCAAGAGUUUGGUGUGAACAUCUAUACUAUACAAGAAGUAGUAAAUGAAGUUACAAAUAAACAGCAAAAGACCGACCUGUCAGUACUGCCAUACACACUGAACAUUAAAACUGUGUUUCCUGAACAUGUUCAAUUUGUUGUUGAUUUUUCAAAAAAAACUGGCGAUUUCCCGAAUUUAUCCAUAACCGAUAUUAAAGUAAUAGCUUUGGCUUAUCAGGUACACAAAGAAAAUUAUGGCACAGAUAAUUUAAAAACCGAACCAGAAUCUAAAUCUAUUGUGUUUGAAAAACCAAAGGUCAAUGAAAACACAAUUGGGUUUUAUGAUCCAGACCGUUUAUGUGAUAAUUUGUCAGAACUAAAUAUAGAUGACGGAUGGAUUACAGAAGAGAAUAUUAAAGAUUUAACUAUAAAUAUCGGAGAUAAUAUAGUUGAUGAAGAAGCUAAAGUUGGUUGCAUUACAACUGAUUAUGCUGUACAAAAUGUCCUUAAACAAAUGGGCCUUUCUAUCAUUGCUUUAGAUGGUCGUGUGAUUAAAGAAGUUCGAACAUAUAUAAGGCGAUGUUAUGGUUGUUUUACCUUAACUUCACAUAUGACAAGAUUGUUUUGUCCUAAAUGUGGUAACAAAAGUUUGAAACGCGUAGCUGUAUACUUGGAUGAAAAUGGCAAGCAAUGUGUUUACAUAAAUGCUAAACGGCCUUUGAAUUUAAGAGGUAAAAGGUAUUCGUUACCAAAACCACAAGGUGGUAAACAUGCAAUUAAUCCAAGGUUAGUCGAAGAUCAACCAAGACCACAUCAACGACCAUCUAGAUUGGCCAAAACAAAAACUAAUGCUUUGGAUCCAGAUUAUACAGCUGGACUAUCUCCAUUCGCUACAAAGGAUGUUUAUUCAAAAUCAGCCAUGCUUAGUUUCAAAGGUUCAGUACAGAAACAAUGGAUGAAGAGGAACCCCAAUGAAUCCAAUAAAAAAUGUAAAUAA